AGGCAGUACUUCCGGGAGCCCCGGGCCGAAUACUGCAGGCGCUUCGGGCGGUGGGCUCUGCCGCCAGGACCAUGCUGCUGCGAGCCGCUUGGAGGCGGGCGGCCUUGGCUGUGACUGCUGCUUCGGGGCCGAGGCCUGCUGCACCUACUCGGGGGCUGCGCCUGCGCGUUGCAGACCAUGCUCCCCAGUCGGCUGUUCCCUCAGAUACAGCCACUGCUCCGGAGUCAGUGCUGCGACCUCUUUAUAUGGAUGUGCAAGCCACAACUCCUCUGGACCCUCGGGUACUUGAUGCCAUGCUCCCUUACCUAGUCAACUAUUAUGGGAACCCACACUCCCGGACACAUGCUUAUGGAUGGGAGAGUGAGGCAGCCAUGGAACAUGCUCGUCAGCAAGUAGCAUCUCUGAUUGGGGCUGAUCCUCGUGAGAUCAUUUUCACUAGCGGUGCUACUGAAUCCAACAACAUAGCAAUUAAGGGGGUGGCCAGGUUCUAUAGGUCACGGAAAAAACAUGUGAUCACUACCCAGACUGAACACAAAUGUGUCUUGGACUCCUGCCGUUCACUAGAAGCUGAGGGCUUUCGGGUCACCUACCUCCCAGUGCAGAAGAGUGGGAUAAUCGACCUCAAGAAACUGGAGGCUGCUAUCCAGCCAGACACUGGCCUGGUUUCAAUCAUGACUGUGAACAAUGAGAUUGGAGUGAAGCAACCUAUUGCAGAAAUAGGGCAGAUUUGCAGUUCCAGAAAGGUUUAUUUCCAUACUGAUGCUGCUCAGGCGGUUGGAAAAAUUCCACUUGAUGUCAAUGACAUGAAAAUUGAUCUCAUGAGCAUCAGUAGUCACAAAAUCUAUGGUCCCAAAGCAAGACCUUUGACAAAUGUUCCUCAGAGUCACUUGGGACUACUCUUUGUCUUAGAAGAUUAUGACCACAGGCGCAUCUCAAAGUUAUCAGAACGGCUGAUACAGAAGAUAAUGAAGAGCCUUCCAGAUGUGGUGAUGAAUGGGGACCCUGAACAGCAUUACCCUGGCUGUAUCAACCUCUCCUUUGCAUAUGUGGAAGGAGAGAGUCUGCUGAUGGCACUGAAGGAUGUAGCCUUAUCCUCAGGAAGUGCCUGCACUUCUGCAUCGCUGGAACCUUCUUACGUGCUGAGAGCAAUUGGCACUGAUGAGGAUUUAGCACAUUCUUCUAUCAGGUCAGGCGGAGAAUCCCUUACUCAUCCACAAUCUCUUCUGUUUGGCAGCCCUCUCUGGGAGAUGGUUCAAGAUGGCAUUGACCUCAAGAGCAUCAAGUGGACCCAACACUAGAGGAGCGCUCGAGCCCCUGACUUUCUGCUAGAUCUGGUCCUUCCUGCCUUACCAACCCAUACACAGACAGCUACCUUGUUAUGCCCAGUGGAUGAUCCGGAUUGGCAUAGCCCAAUUUACUUCAGUCUCAGCUUGCCUGUAUGCCAGAAACACAAGGAAACCGUCUUUCCCCAGAUUCAGCUACUUUGGUGGGGGAAUAUACCCCAUUUCUCUCCAGGAGUUCUCUAUCAGUAUAAUAUUUGGAUAUUUUCAUCAUAAAGCAGUAGAGACAUUUACUGUGACAUUGCUGCAUCCUUGGUGGAAAGAGCAAGAGGAACUAGAAGAAGGGACUCUUUGUUCAGAGACCUCAACCUUCUGUAUGGAUAUUUAAGUCAUUGCUUUCUGCUGCUCAGCUGGACUGGCUUCUUCAGCAAUGAGCAUAAUCAACUUCAAGUUAAUUUUUUUUGUGUGUGGCUUCAAAGAAUAUCUUUUCAUAUUGACUGUAGAACAAAUAGCGAGUUUCGCAGAUGGCUUGUCUCCUUUCUGUUCUCAUGCUCCUUCCUUUCUUCUUUUGAUCUAAGGGGGCUAGAAAUCAUCCAUAUGACUCCACCCGUUAUUCUAAUAAUUUGUUUCUUUCCUUAAAAUUUGUUAAUUUAAAGAUUGGAGAAAUAAACUCACUUUCUAUUUAC
Molecule: messenger RNA, 1966 nt
Organism: Otolemur garnettii (small-eared galago)
Lineage: Eukaryota; Metazoa; Chordata; Mammalia; Primates; Galagidae
Gene: NFS1
Product: NFS1, cysteine desulfurase
Exons: 14
Coding region: 72-1298 (408 amino acids)
Biological process (GO): iron-sulfur cluster assembly
Cellular component (GO): cytosol; mitochondrion; nucleus
Molecular function (GO): cysteine desulfurase activity
Source: RefSeq, a predicted model, not a curated record